This is a messenger RNA of Aureobasidium vineae, 1971 nucleotides long. The record is from the annotation of a GenBank genome assembly. Lineage: Eukaryota; Fungi; Ascomycota; Dothideomycetes; Dothideales; Saccotheciaceae.
CUCAAACCCACAUACGCCAUGUCGACUCCAGAAACAAUUCAGCAAAAGACCGUCCCGGACAAUAUCAAAUGCCAUCACUUUGCCAACGAUGCUGGACAGCAAAUAUUCCCUGGCCUAGGUAUGGAUCUUGACGCCUCGGAAUGCAAUCAAUACAAAUGCCCACAUCACCGGCUGGUGGACGUGGAUCCUACUGCCUGGACUGGAGCCCUUCUCGCAAUCCGCGAGCUUAACAUGAUGAUUGCCAUGCAGAAACUCAUGGAGAAGCCUGAAUGGUUUCGUAAGGUCUUCGACGACACCAUCUGCGACAAGUGGAUGGCUGAGCUCAUGAGCCAAGCGGAGGACUUCAGUGAGCUCAUGUGGCAGUAUUGCGUUGCCGAGCUUCGCGACAAGGCCAAAACACUGGAGAAGACAGGCAUUGUCGCAGCCAUCGACGUCGACGCACAGGUGGUCUAUUCGGACAAUACAAUCUCUCAAGAGUUGAGACAGGAACUCAAUCGAGCGGUCGCCUCACUGGAGAACGUGCCUGACAAAGACAAGGACUGGCAUCCCAGGACUCGGGAUAGAGUCCUCGAUCUUGUUCACCCUUCCCUCUUUCCUUUGAUCUAUGGACAUUCCAAGGUCUUGAAGGAAGGCGUGGUUGGGCUCGAAGACUGCACGUCUUAUUGCGGACAAGGGGAAGUCAUCGGGAAACCCAAAGUCUAUAGUGAUUACUACUCAGACGAGUUUCAAUGGCUGCCUUGCGACGUCAAAUUCGAAGGGGAGAACGAAGUGAAGAUCGUUAGCUACAUCAACAACCUGCAUCCUCGAGAACAUGCUGGGCUCUAUCAUCUAAUCGAAAAAGUCAUCGCAAAAGCGGUACCUCUAUGGGACCAACUACUCAGCCACACUGGUGGCUCACUUUCUGCCAACAAUGGCACUUUAAGAAGCCGUGAUUAUGUCAGGCCAUUUCAUCCUCGUAUCGGGAUCAACGACUUCCACUUCGAGUGGGUCCAUGGCAGAGAUGAGCGACCGGGAGGUUGGACCCUGGGCAGACAUCCAGAGACUGAAGAAGAGAAAGCAGAGCUCAAAGCAUUAUCGGAUGCCGCGGGUGCCCUUGAAUAUAAUUGGUCGGGCAUUAGCCACAAGAUCGACAAAGAACAAAAAGGCAUCGACAGUGACGACAGCUAUGAGUUAGACGAGUGGUGGAGGGAUAACAUGCGUACAUUGCACUUUCCUGAACCAAACCCCUACAAACCUCGCGAAGUUUUAGAAGAACCACCGCUUGACCUUCGCAAAGAGUACGCCGAUAGCGGAUUGCAGAUCAUCGUCAAGCUGGCGAAUACCUACUUGACGCCUGAUGAUCCAGUAUGGGAAGGAGGUAGCUGGCACGUCGAAGGUCUCUUGAAUGAACACAUCGUCGCGACAGCCAGCUAUUAUUUCUCAAACGACAACAUCACACCCUCCCAUCUGAAAUUCCGCCACAACUGCAACGAAGAAGCUCAUCUGGACUUGAAGUACGAACAAGGCGAUUGGGACCAUCUCGAGAAGAUCACGGGCUUCAAGAAUGACGAAGAUGUCCUUAUUCAGGAUCUCGGCAGUGUACUGUGUAAACAAGGCCGUCUACUGGCUUUUCCAAACGUUUUGCAGCAUAACGUCGGUUCAUUCCAACUCGAAGACAACACACGGCCCGGUGAGAGAAAGAUUCUAGCACUCUUUCUGGUGGACCCACAUGUACGCAUCUUGUCCACGUCAAAGGUUCCCCCACAGCAAAAACAUUGGUGGGCAAGCGAACUUCGUGAGCAGCGCGAACACAUCGACAAACUCAAGACGCUGCCAAACGAAUUGAUGGAAAAGGUCUUUGGAGAUGUCACAGACUUUCCCAUCUCCAUGGACGCGGCCAAGGGGUUUAGGGAGGAGUUGAUGGAGGAGCGUGGUCCGCUUGCUGAGUCCAUGGUUGGUUGUGAGGCCACCUUUUACUUUUGUGAGCAUUGA